AUGGGUUAUAAGCUUUUAGUCUUUGCAUUCGUUGGCUUUAUAUUUUGCACCACUAACAUAGUUGGUGGUAGAAAUCUUUCUGAAGAUGAAAAGAAAACAAUUAGUGAGCAUGGUGGGGGUAUAGGUGGGGAAGUAGGAUUGGGAAGUGUUGAUGGAAUAGGAAGGGGUUCUGCGGGUGGCGGGGGAGUAGGAGUCCAAGAACAUCGCGGUGGAGGGAGUAUAGGUGGGGAAGUAGGAUUGGGAGGUGUUGAUGGAAUAGGAAGGGGUUCUGCGGGUGGCGGGGGAGUAGGAGACCAAAAAUAUCGGGGUGGAGCAAGUCAAGCUGGUCGAGCAGGGGCCGUAUUUGAUGAUGGAGAAGGGGGUGGUGGAGACAUUGGAGGAAGCCCAGGUAGCGGAGGUGGUGGAGAAGGAGGCGUAUUUGGUGACCGACGAGGUGGUGGAAACUAA
Helianthus annuus (common sunflower) is the source of this 447-nucleotide messenger RNA. RefSeq names its product glycine-rich protein 23-like. The record is from RefSeq and is a predicted model, not a curated record. Bases 1 to 447 code for a protein of 148 amino acids. The transcript has a single exon. NCBI's taxonomy places the organism in Eukaryota, Viridiplantae, Streptophyta, Magnoliopsida, Asterales, Asteraceae.